AUGGAAAAAUUAACCAAACGACAAUCGAUAUGGCGUAGUAACGAAAAAGAAAAUGAGAAAAUUGUUAAUCAAAAAGAGAUUAAAAUGGAUAAUUUUAUGAAAGUUCCUCAUGAAAUCAUGUUAAUUAUUAUGAAUUUUCUUGAUGGAAUUUCAUUGUUAAACCUAUCCAUGGCGAAUAGGAAGUUAAGAUAUCAUGCGCAAGAUAAUUUGCUUUGGUUGGAAGUUUGUCUGAGAGAAUAUCCUGUUAAUAUGAUGGGAAUCGUUAAAGAUAAAAAAAGAACUCUUGUACAAGAUUAUAAAUGGAUGGAUAUUUGGAAGGAAUUUGAUCGGAAGAAUUAUACAUUUGUUUUUACUGAGAAAGAAAAUUUCGCCAUUCCAAAUCGUUGGUAUGAAUCAACCAGUGAUGAAAAUCACCCAAAAGUAAUAAAGACAAAUCACGAAUUUUUUGAGUUAUUUGUGGUUUUCGUAUCAAUUUAUCCGGGAACUUAUGAGCUAAUUUGGGAAAUGAAAAUUGGCACGAUUCAUGAGGGCUGUAAUUUUAAAUUUAACACCAAAGUGAUAGAUCACAAUUGGAAUAAAAUUUUAAAGACGUAUUCAUAUAAACCCAAACCUGAAGAAUUUAAAAAGAUGUCCAAACAAGGCUGGUGUAAUUUUAAAGUACCGAAUAAAAUCGUGGUAGAACACGAACAACACGUGAAAACUGAAUUUAGAAGAUAUACAACACUCGAGGAAAAUGAAGGCUCCUUGUGGUUUGAAUCAUUAGAAUUGUAUUGUGUACAUUUACAAAGAUGUACAAACGAUGCAUUGUCGACUCCUAAAAAAGAUCAAACAAUGUCAAAAAGUAUUAAAAGGUUAACCAAAAUGCUAAGCUUUUAG
Molecule: messenger RNA, 876 nt
Organism: Funneliformis mosseae
Lineage: Eukaryota; Fungi; Glomeromycota; Glomeromycetes; Glomerales; Glomeraceae
Source: the annotation of a GenBank genome assembly